CCGCAACUCUAAUGAGUAAUGACUAAAGACUCUUCUACAUAGUUCCAAUUCUGGGUUUCGUUUUCUCUUUCUUCUUCUUCUUUAACCGUAUCUGUUAAGUUGAAGGUUGUUCGUUAUGCUGAUUGAUUAUCAUGCACAUGGUGCAAGUGGAUGAUACAAGUAGAAAUGGAUUUCAUAGUAUUGUUUUUGCUAUUGGCUACACUAUGUUCUUCAGAGCUUGAAAAUAAUUCACAAGAGGAAGCCCUAUAUGCAUUGAAGUUAUCAUUGAAUGCUUCAAAAAAUCAGCUUACUAACUGGAAUAGAGACCAAGUCAGCCCGUGCACUUGGUCUAAUGUUUACUGUGACCCAAGUGGCAAUAUUUAUCAAGUUUCACUAGCAUUUAUGGGAUUUACAGGAUACUUGACACCAAGAAUAGGAGCAUUAAAAGGUCUUCAAACUCUUGUUCUAAAUGGGAAUGGCAUCACUGGAGGUAUACCAAAAGAAUUAGGAAACCUUACAAGAUUAGUCAGAUUGGAUCUGCAAAACAACAGAUUAACCGGUGAAAUACCCUCUUCCCUUGGUAACCUUAAAAAGCUUCAGUUCUUAACAUUGAGUCAAAACAACCUCAACGGAUCUAUUCCUGAAUCAUUAGCCAAUCUUCCAAGCCUGAUCAAUGUUCUUCUAGAUUCAAAUGAUCUCAGUGGUCAGAUUCCAGAAGGCUUAUUCAAUGUUUCUAAAUACAAUUUCACUGGAAAUAAGUUGAACUGUGGCAUGAAUUAUCGUAAACUUUGUGCCUAUGAUAUUGCAGACCAAGGUUACUUGUUUGAAAUAUUUGCUGAUCCUUUUCUAUUUUUGAAGGCUAUUUAGUAUUUACCUCACCCACCCCUGCUACACACUGUAUUCUGAAGAAUAGUUUUAGGUUUAGUUGUUCUUAUUUGUCUUGGUGGUCUACUGUUCUUCUGGCGCAAGAGCUACAAGCGUGAUGUUUACGUAGAUGUUGCAGGUGAAGUUGAUGGGCGAAUUGCAUUUGGUCAGCUGAAAAGAUUUGCUUGGAGAGAACUGCAAAUAGCUACAGACAACUUUAGUGAGAGAAAUGUUUUAGGACAGGGAGGCUUUGGGAAGGUUUAUAAAGGUGUUCUACCCGAUGGCACAAAAAUUGCUGUUAAAAGGUUAACCGAUUAUGAAAGUCCUGGUGGAGAUGCUGCUUUCCAGCGUGAAGUUGAGAUGAUAAGUGUAGCUGUCCAUAGGAACUUGUUACGGCUGAUUGGGUUCUGUACGACUCCAACGGAGCGCCUAUUAGUCUAUCCCUUCAUGCAGAACCUAAGUGUUGCCUAUCGUCUUCGAGAACUUAAACCUGGGGAGGCUGUUUUGGAUUGGCCUACGAGAAAAAAAGUGGCUCUGGGAACAGCCCGAGGCCUAGAAUAUCUUCAUGAGCAAUGCAAUCCUAAGAUUAUCCAUCGGGAUGUGAAGGCAGCUAAUGUAUUACUGGAUGGAGACUUCGAGGCAGUUGUAGGAGACUUCGGUUUAGCAAAGUUAGUUGACGUUCGAAGGACUAAUGUGACAACUCAAGUUCGUGGGACCAUGGGCCACAUAGCUCCUGAAUACUUGUCCACUGGAAAAUCUUCAGAAAAGACUGAUGUCUUCGGAUAUGGAAUAAUGCUUCUAGAGCUUGUUACAGGUCAACGUGCAAUUGACUUUUCACGUUUGGAAGAGGAAGACGAUGUGCUGUUGCUUGACCAUGUUAAGAAACUUGAACGGGAGAAAAGACUAGAUGCUAUUGUUGAUCGCAACCUGAAACAAAAUUACAAAAUAGAAGAAGUUGAAAUGAUUGUUCAAGUUGCAUUACUCUGCACACAAGCAUCACCAGAGGACCGACCAGCAAUGUCGGAGGUCGUGAGAAUGUUGGACGGAGAAGGACUGGCCGAAAGGUGGGAGGAAUGGCAACACGUAGAGGUCAACCGGAGGCAGGAUUACGAGAGACUGCAAAGAAGAUUGGGGUGGGGAGAAGAUUCAAUAAAUAACCAAGAUGCCAUUGAGUUGUCUGGUGGAAGAUGAUACGAUCAAUGAGGUCAUCAGUGUCUUUGUAGAACAAAAAAUUUCUGUUAUUAGAGUAUCCAAAUUACAAUCACACGUCAUAAAAUGUUGACAGCUGUGGUUGAAAAACAUGAGCCAAACCCAAAAAAUUUGGGGAACAAACUCUGUAGUCUGUUUUAGUGAAUUACAGAAAUUCUUCCAUGUAAUUCCUUAAAGUAGUUCAUGUGCAUAGAGCAAACCCUUGUGAGAAUACAUGAGACUUUUCAACCAAAGCUAUGAACAUGACAUUUUGGAUC
This is a messenger RNA of Arachis duranensis, 2309 nucleotides long. Its product is annotated as probable LRR receptor-like serine/threonine-protein kinase At5g10290. Lineage: Eukaryota; Viridiplantae; Streptophyta; Magnoliopsida; Fabales; Fabaceae. Gene Ontology annotation, biological process: protein phosphorylation. The transcript has 11 exons. The record is from RefSeq and is a predicted model, not a curated record. Gene Ontology annotation, molecular function: ATP binding; protein kinase activity; protein binding.